Molecule: messenger RNA, 4921 nt
Organism: Scleropages formosus (Asian bonytongue)
Lineage: Eukaryota; Metazoa; Chordata; Actinopteri; Osteoglossiformes; Osteoglossidae
Gene: lingo1a
Product: leucine rich repeat and Ig domain containing 1a
Exons: 4
Coding region: 913-2760 (615 amino acids)
Cellular component (GO): plasma membrane
Molecular function (GO): protein binding
Source: RefSeq, a predicted model, not a curated record
UUCAGCUAGGUGCAGCCUGUUUGUGUGAGUGUGUGUGCGUGCGCGCGCGUGAGUGUGUGCGUGUGUAUGCGAGAGAGGGCGAGUGAGCGAGGAGAGAGCGAGAGCGAGAAGCAGAGCCGAACAGCGCGCCUGCUUCUGCUCCCGCUCCUGCCUGCGAGCUCGCACCUGGACAAGGACUGUCCCAGUGCAGCACGCCUGGAUAUCCCGGCCUGCGCCCGUCCUCUGACCCUGCCGAACCCUGAGCCCUUUCACGGGGGGGGUCCUCCCCUUCUCCUCUCCUCAAUGGCACCUCCAGUCUCCCUCUGCCGAUCGGAGGCUUGUGGGAUUUAACGUGUCGGAAGACGGCAUGAGGAGGACCAUCGUGGAAUUCUGAGUGCGACCAUAACGGAGUAGCUGAUCACGACGGGGGGGGAAUGAGGACCAAGGAGAGGCGGAGCUCACCCGACUGCGACCUUCUGACCUUCCUGCAGUGAGAAGGCGCUUCCCGUCGAUCGACAGCCUCGCUCUAGCUUCAGGCUGCAGUGGUUCAAUAACCUUGAGAAGCUUCCGUGCGCGUGUGCGCGGGUCCGUGCGGGCGUUUACAGAGAUCGCUCUUCUAAUCCUCCGCCCGGAAUCGCAGUCGGAACAGGCAGCAGAGUAAACGGAGUUCUCCACCGGGGGCGCGCCGACGGGAGCGCGCACACGGGCGUGCGCGAUGGGAGCGAGCCGCGGGACCGUCUGUUCUCAGUGAAGCAUCGGCGGCGGAGGACGGAUCUGCGGGAGCGAGCAGGAGCUGCCCAAGAAAUGGACCUCGGAUGAUAGUGCCGCUCGGAUUGCGGGACUCGCUGCGUGUCCGUGCGUGUUUCUGCGUGGGAGUGUCUGUGGGGCGCGUUGCGUGGGGAUGCUCGCGAUCGGCUGGAGGUAACAAGUAGGAUGGUGGCCGGGGAGGCGAGCGGACACAGCUACCUGGUGGCCUGCUGGCAGCCCAUCCUCAUCCUGAUGCUGGGCACGGUGCUGUCAGGCUCCGCCACAGGCUGUCCCUCCCGCUGUGAGUGCAAUGCCCAGGAACGCUCAGUGGUGUGCCACCGCAGGAAGCUCAUGGCGGUUCCUGAGGGCAUCCCAUCCGAAACACGACUGCUGGACCUCAGCAAAAACCGUAUCAAGACCAUCAAUCCAGACGAGUUUGUCAGCUUCCCCCAACUGGAAGAGCUGGAGCUGAACGAGAACACCAUCUCGGCCAUCGAGCCCGGGGCCUUCAACAACCUGUACGGCUUGAGGACGUUGGGCCUGCGCAGCAACAAGCUGAAGCUCAUCCCAUUAGGCGUCUUUACAGGCUUGAGCAACCUUACCCAUCUGGACAUCAGUGAAAACAAGAUUGUCAUCCUUCUGGACUACAUGUUCCAGGACCUCUAUAACCUGAGGUCCCUGGAGGUGGGUGACAAUGACCUAGUCUUUAUCUCCCAUCGCGCCUUCCAUGGCCUCAGCAGCUUGGAGCACCUUACACUGGAGAAGUGCAACCUAACCUUGGUACCCACCGAGGCCUUCACUCACCUCCACAGCCUGAUUUCCCUCAAGCUGCGGCACCUUAACAUCAACAGCAUCAGGGACUACUCCUUCAAGAGGUUGUACCGACUCAAAGUGCUGGAGAUAGCCAACUGGCCCUUUCUAGACACAAUGACCUCCAAUUCACUCUAUGGGCUCAACCUCACAUCGUUGACGAUCACUAACGGAAACCUGACAAGCAUUCCUUACGUGGCUCUUCGGCAUCUUGUAUAUUUGCGCUUCCUGAACCUGUCCUAUAAUCCCAUUGCCAUCAUAGAAGGUAACAAGCUCCAUGACUUGUUGAGACUUCAGGAAUUUCACCUAGUUGGAGGCAGGUUAAUUUCCAUUGAGCCCUACGCAUUCCGGGGUCUUAACUAUCUUAAAAUUCUCAACGUCUCCAGUAAUUUCCUGACUACCUUGGAAGAGUCUGUCUUUCACUCUGUGGGCAACCUGGAGACCCUAGCCCUGUACGACAAUCCGCUCGCCUGUGACUGCCGCCUAUUGUGGGUCUUCCGCCGCCGCUGGAGACUGAACUUCAACAAGCAGCAGCCUACCUGUGCCUCACCGGAAUUUGUGCAAGGCAAAGAGUUCAAGGAUUUCCCAGAUGUUCUCCAGCCCAACUACUUCACCUGCCGCAAGUCCAGGAUCAAAGAUCACAAGGCCCAGCAGAAAUUUGUGGAUGAAGGGACUACUGUUCACUUUGUGUGCCAGGCAGAUGGUGAUCCCACUCCGGCCAUCAUGUGGCUGUCCCCUCGGAAACAGUACAUCACUACCAAAACCAUUGGACGACUGACUGUGUUUCCCGAUGGCACCUUGGAGGUGCGCUAUGCUCAGAUCCAGGAUAACGGUACAUACGUGUGCAUCGCCAGCAACGCAGGGGGCAAUGACACUGUACUUGCUCACCUGCACGUACACAGCUACUCACCCGACUGGCCUCACCAGCCCAACAAAACUUUUGCCUUCAUCUCCAACCAGCCCAAUGAGAAUGGUGCCAAUGGGACCAGGGCCACAGCCCCAUUCCCAUUUGACAUAAAGACCUUGAUCAUCGCCACCACCAUGGGCUUUAUCUCAUUUCUGGGCGUCGUCCUGUUCUGCCUCGUGCUCCUUUUCCUGUGGAGCCGCGGAAAGGGCAACACGAAGCACAACAUCGAGAUUGAGUAUGUGCCCCGCAAAUCAGAUGCUGGUAUAAGCAGCACUGCUGCAGAUGCCCCCAGGAAGUUCAACAUGAAAAUGAUAUGAUGGACUAGUCAAUACAGGAAAGAAAAUGUGUCUCAAAAAAAAAGAAUGCGUAAAAAAUUUUUUUGUGAAUUUCCCCUUCUCUCCUACAAAGCUCCCCACUCCUGGAACGUUGAGAGAGACUGCUGGAAUUGCUCCUGACUUGUACGUUGGGGAGGGAUUCUCAUUGCUUUCAUUGCGUGUUGAAUUCAAGGGGAAAAAAAUCACAGCAGAUGCCUCUUCUCGAUGGCAAUUUCUGCUCGGCCUUCAGGGACCAUUACUUUGAAAGCAAACUUUGUUGUAAAGGACUCUGAUUCUUGUGGAUUUUUAUGGAAAAAAAAGUGGUUAAAAAAUAAAUAAACACUUCUAAAUGUUCUUAUCAUCAGCUGGAAUGCGAAAGGCAGAUCAUCUUUAUCCUUUGCUGUCCUUUUGCCUGUUUUUUCAUAUGUUGUUCUUUUUUAAUGAAAAUGGGAACAUGCUGUAUGCUUCGUUGAAACACUCCAAACAAUUAAAUAAUGGGUUGAUGAGCACAUUAUUAUGCAUCACCAUAUUGCAUGCAAACAUUCCCGACUCAUUUAUUUUACAUUAACAAGGAGUAAAUAAGUCAAGUGUUACACACAAAUACGUUCAUAAAGAAAUAAUAAAGUCAUUUAUAAAUGUAUCAUUAAAAACCAGACUUGACAAUCAUAAGGAACGCAAGGUUAAUUUUUGUAAUAUGGAUUAUUUAAAAAGUUAUUUUAAAUUAACUUUAUGCGUGCACUUUAUUUUCGGCCAAAGUGAAAGUCGAUUGAUAAGAGUUGCAGCAACUGAACAGUUAGUGUGGCUCUUCUCUUUUUGGGGAAGUCGUACCAUUGCAUAAAAUGGUACAACAAGGCCAUGCUGUUGUCCUAGAAUUCUUCUUCACGCCUUCAGUUUUUGUAUGAUGAAGCUGCAAUAGGUGACACCUGCACAUACAGCAACUCGAGUGAGCUAUUGUCAACUAAAUUAUGUAUGUUGUUCAAACACAACUCGUAUAAAGUCUUGGGCAGCUGUCUUCAGUCUUCAGCGGGGUAUGUGCGUGUGCGCAUGCGUGGCUGUAUGCAUUUUUAAAAAUUUUAAUGAUUAUGUUUAAGAGAGAGGUUGUAGCGAAAUACAAGCAUAAAUCUAAGUAACAUGUCAGAUCUAUCUGUAUGACAGCCUCUGAAAAGAUGGUUGAAAAAAACUGAAGAUGUGUCAGAAGAUGAUAUACGCUAGCAUAACCUACAAAUUGAAUAUGUAGGAUAAAACCAUGUUUUUUUUUCUUUCCGUAAAGUGUUGCUUGGCAACAUCAAAGAAUAUCCCAUCUCUCUUCUAAGCUCCACUGUGAUUGCCAGCCGACAUCAGAAGCACUUUUUCUUUUCUGACAUGGAGGUGUUCCAGCCCUUGUGCUGCUGCAAGGAGAACUAAUCUUGUUAGAUACCGUAUCGAAAUGUCUUGCUGGUUUCCUGCAAACCCCUUACGUGUUAUGCAACACAAUUACAACAAUACAGCGUUUGUCUAUCCAUUAUGCUUCACACAUGUCCAUUUGUCAAACAAAUGUUGUAGUUUCAAUAUUGCUCGAAAAAUAAUGUGUUCAUCAACCUUCAAAACCUUCCCAGUACAGAUCCUUGCAAAAAACAUCAGCUGAAAAGUCAGUUGAAUAGAUUUAAUUUCCUUAUUUUUUUACAUUAAGAAAUGAUUUUUCUCUAAGUGAACCACCCCUGAAGAAUAGCAGUUGUCUGUCCUUGUACCAUGUGUGGUCCUCGAAGUUUAAAGGUCGUCUUCGCCAGUGAUCGCAGCUACAUGAAGGGAGCCCUCAGCGUCUCGAGAGUUUGUUCCGUGGACGGUUGGUGGAGCACAUGCAAGCGCUGGCUCGACAUUGAUAACGGGUAACAUUAGAACCUGUGGCUUGAGCGAAAGGGCUGGAGGUGCAGGCUAGAAAGCGAUGACAUAGCCUGCAUCCUUCUCAGCAGCAGAUGGUUCGAGCCUUGACAGUACUAUAUAAAUAAGAUUCUUUUUUCUGAACCAUUGGAUACAACCCAUUCUGCUCUGUACUGAUUAAACAAAUUCCUAUUGUACUGCCUAGUGUCUAUUGUACUGCCCUCAACCCCACACCCCUGUCCCACCCACCAGUUUAAUUCCAAGACUCACUGCAAGUGUUUUUUUCUUUUAUUUUUUUAAUGUUUAC